AAAGGUAUCCUCGCCUUCGCCUUCCCGUUCAAUGUUGGUGCUUUCGGAUCAAUGGGGACGAACCGGCCUCUCGCGCUCACCCUUCGAGCUCGCCGCCUCCGCCUCCUCCUCCUUCUCCUCGUCUUUCUGUGUUUGUCUCUGUUGCUGGGAUAUGCGGAGGGUGGGAAGAAGAAGGUGAGCAUCCCUGAUGACCUCGACGACGUGGUGGACGACGAGGAGGACGAGGAUUGGAAGCGAUGGGGCCAGAAGAGGACGACCAAGGCCGACCUCCAGCCGCCGCCGGACUUCUCCAGAAUGAGCCCCUCAGAGAUCCAGGCGGAGAUAAUGAAGCGCCACACCGGCCCUUCCCUUGGCUUCGUCAAGCUCCGGCCGGGCGUUCCCCGCUCCUCGGAUGAGGUGCCAGUAAUUGCUAUGAGAUGGAGCAAGGUUCUGAGAACUGGAGCUGUGGAGGUCAAGUUUAUGGCUGUUGACCGCAAUACCAUCAUGUUUACAAUGGAAAGAGGCCAAGAUUUGGAAGAGUUGAAAGAAUUUGUUUUGAGCCAGCCAGAAGCAUAUGAGAUGAAGGUUGGGGAACAGCUAUAUCGAAGAGCUGGUGAUCCUCCACUCGAUGAAGUGGUUGCUAGUUUGCACAAGGAAGCUGAAGCCAAAGACUCAGGUGAGCAUGAUGAGCUGUGAAGUUGUCACCGUGACAAUUAAAAGAAGAGGGGAAAACAAAUCAGUUUAGACGUGCAGUGUAGCAAUUUGAUACCAUUUUUAAAAUGUUUUUGUGCUGUCUUCCUUUCAUUCUGUUAAUUGACUGGCAGCUGUGGGAACCCUGAGAAAUGCUAUGAAAAACAGAUGUCUAUUGCCAUUCAGUUACUACAUGUUUGGGCAGAUA
Zingiber officinale is the source of this 877-nucleotide messenger RNA. RefSeq lists its product as uncharacterized. NCBI's taxonomy places the organism in Eukaryota, Viridiplantae, Streptophyta, Magnoliopsida, Zingiberales, Zingiberaceae. Bases 52 to 675 code for a protein of 207 amino acids. The transcript is spliced from 3 exons. The record is from RefSeq and is a predicted model, not a curated record.